Molecule: messenger RNA, 7815 nt
Organism: Podarcis muralis (Common wall lizard)
Lineage: Eukaryota; Metazoa; Chordata; Lepidosauria; Squamata; Lacertidae
Gene: MEGF11
Product: multiple EGF like domains 11
Biological process (GO): heterophilic cell-cell adhesion
Cellular component (GO): membrane
Molecular function (GO): protein binding; scavenger receptor activity
Source: RefSeq, a predicted model, not a curated record
CCUGUCCAAAGCCAGCCUGCUGCCUCUUCAAGCCUGCAGAGCAUAGCUCAUAUCUGGGAGGAACGAUAGCCUCUAUCUUUGGGUGGUUUUUUUCCUUCCCUUUUUGCAGUAGUUGAUUGCAAUAAUCUAUUAACGUGUUACUUGCGAGGUGGCAGCUGAGAGAGAGCGAAGCCGGUUUUGAGGGAGAGGAGGGCUGUUGACGUAGCAAGAGAGGGGAUCCAUUUCGAAACUGAACCCCCCCCCCUUUAACGAGGCUCUCCUUGAAGUCUGCUCUGGAGCUGUGGUGGAGGAUGAUGCAAAAGGAUUUCUCGAGGCAGCCAGCCAAAGACUUUCUGAAGGACGUCUGAAAAGCCUGCAGAGUGGUUCUUUCUCUUGCCAAUGAACUCUGAAUACUUGAUGGAUUCAUAGCCACAAGGGAUUUACAGCACACUGAGAAGCAGCGAUGAUGUUCUGCCUCCUCCUGUGGUGGAAUCUCAAAGUCCUCGCCCUGUCUCUCCUUCUGAAAACCACCAUCUCCUUAAAUCCAGAUGACCCAAAUGUUUGCAGCCAUUGGGAAAGCUAUGCCGUGACAGUUCAGGAAUCGUACUCACAUCCCUUUGAUCAGAUCUAUUACACGAGAUGCACGGAUAUCCUGAACUGGUUCAAGUGCACUCGACACAGAAUAAGUUAUAAGACAGCAUAUCGGAGGGGACUGAGGACUAUGUAUCGGCGACGAUCGCAGUGCUGCCCAGGAUAUUACGAGAGCGGAGACUUCUGCAUCCCUCUCUGCACAGAAGAAUGUGUCCACGGAAGGUGUGUUUCUCCCGACACAUGUCACUGUGAACCUGGCUGGGGGGGCCCAGAUUGUUCCAGCGGAAGGGCCACCUCUGAAGGGGCACCCGAGCACACGGCAGCACCAGCGGGGAGUAGCAGGAACCACACCGCCAACAGCUGUGACAGUGACCAUUGGGGUCCUCACUGCAGCAACCGCUGCCAGUGCCAGAACGAAGCGCUUUGCAACCCCAUCACUGGCGCCUGCGUCUGUGCGACUGGAUACAAAGGAUGGCGCUGCGAGGACUUGUGCGACCCAGGAAGUUAUGGCAAAGGCUGCCAGCUGAAGUGCCAGUGUCACAAUGGGGCCACCUGUGACCAUAAGACCGGGGAGUGCCACUGUGCUCCUGGAUACACAGGUGUCUUCUGCGAAGAGCAUUGUCCUCCCGGCAGCCAUGGAGCGCAGUGUGAGCAGCGGUGCCCAUGCCAGAAUGGGGGGACCUGCCACCACGUCACUGGAGAGUGUGCCUGUCCCCCAGGAUGGAUGGGCUUUGUAUGUGCCCAGCCGUGUCCAUCAGGAACAUAUGGGGUUAACUGCAGCCAGGAUUGCCCAUGUCAUAAUGGAGGGCAAUGCGAUCAUGUGACGGGGGUUUGCCUAUGCACUGCAGGCUAUAUGGGAGACAGAUGCCAGGAGGAGUGCCCUGUUGGGACGUUUGGCUUUCAGUGCAUGCAGAAAUGCAACUGCGAGAACCGAGCCAAGUGCUACCACAUCAAUGGGGCCUGCCUGUGUGACCCAGGCUUCAAAGGGAUCCAUUGCCAGGAGCGGAUGUGCCCCGAGGGAUACUAUGGGCUGAAAUGCAACAAGCGGUGUCCUUGCCAUGUUCCAAACACAGUCAGCUGUCACCCUCUGUCUGGAGAAUGCAACUGCAAAGCCGGCUGGGCAGGACUCUACUGCAAUGACACCUGUCCUCCGGGAUACUACGGCGAAAGCUGCCAGCUUGCCUGCCGCUGCCAGAAUGGAGCAGAUUGUGAUAGUAUUACAGGGAAGUGCUCCUGUGGCCCAGGAUAUAUGGGAGAAGACUGCUCUGUCGUUUGUGCAGCCGGAACAUACGGAGGCAACUGCUCAUUGGUUUGCAACUGCAGAAACGAUGGCGGGUGCUCCCCAGUGGACGGUUCAUGCUUUUGCAGAGAAGGGUGGCAGGGAACAGAUUGUUCCAUUCCAUGUCCGAGUGGCACUUGGGGUCUCAACUGCAACCAGUCAUGUUACUGUGCCAAUGGAGCUGCCUGCAACCCUGUAGAUGGAUUCUGCCUUUGCUCUCCUGGCUGGCAAGGGGAUUUCUGUGACCAGCCCUGCCCUGACGGGACAUACGGCCUGAACUGCAGCGAACACUGUGAUUGUAGCCAUGCAGAUGGAUGUGAUCCGGUUACAGGUUAUUGUUGCUGCCUUGCUGGUUGGACAGGCAUCCAUUGCGACAGUGUCUGUCCAGAAGGGCGAUGGGGACCCAACUGCUCCAUCACCUGCAACUGUGAAAACGGAGGGUCCUGCUCCCCAGAGGAUGGGACCUGCGAGUGUGCACCAGGCUACCGAGGACCGCUGUGCCAAAGAAUUUGUCCACCUGGUUUCUACGGACAUCAGUGCAGCCAGCCAUGUCCCCAGUGCAUUCAUAGCACUGUCCCCUGUCAUCACGUUACAGGACAUUGUGACUGCCUCCCAGGAUUUUUUGGCCCACUCUGCAAUCAAGUGUGUCCAAGCGGAAGAUAUGGGAAGGAUUGUACCGAAGUGUGUCUGUGCACCAACAACGGGACAUGUAACCCCCUGGAUGGGUCUUGCCAGUGCUACCCUGGUUGGAUAGGCAAAGACUGUUCCCAGACAUGCCCUGUUGGCUUUUGGGGUGCAGACUGUUUUCAUUCUUGCAGUUGUCAUAAUGGUGCAGUAUGCAGCCCUCACGAUGGAGAAUGCAGGUGCACUCCUGGCUGGACGGGUCCCUACUGCACACAACGAUGUCCAGCUGCUUUCUAUGGGAAAAGCUGUGCCAACGUCUGCCAGUGUCAGAAUGGAGCAGAUUGUGACCACAUUACUGGGCAGUGCACAUGCAGGACAGGGUUUACGGGGAAGCAGUGUGAGCAAAAAUGCCCCCCAGGAACAUUUGGUUACGGUUGCCAGCAGCUGUGUGAAUGCAUGAACAACGCGACCUGCGACUAUGUUACGGGCACCUGCUACUGCAGCCCUGGCUUCAAAGGAAUCAGGUGUGACCAAGCGGCUCUCAUGAUGGAAGAAUUAAACCCCUAUACUAAAAUUAGUCCCGCUCUUGGAUCGGAGAGGCAUUCAGUGGGAGCCAUCAUUGGGAUUAUUAUCCUCCUGCUAAUUAUUAUGGUUCUGCUGGCACUCUUCGUGUGGUAUCGACGGAAGCAGAAGAAAGGCCAUGACAUGCCAAGCGUCUCGUACACGCCAGCCAUGCGGAUGACAAACACCGAUUACUCACUCUCUGGUGCUUAUGGGAUGAAUAGACGUCAGAACACAUACAUUAUGGAAAAAGGCUUCAAAGACUAUAUGAAGGGAUCUGCCUGCAGCUCCAGCACCUGUUCCCUCAACAGCAGCGAAAACCCCUACGCCACCAUCAAAGACCCCCCCAUCAUGGCAUGCAAACAUUCCGAGAGCAGCUAUGUGGAAAUGAAAUCUCCCGUUCACCGGGACGCAUCCUAUUCUGACACACCAGCCUUGUCAGCAGCUAAUAAAAACAUAUACGAUGUUGAGCCCACCAUCAGCGUCAUCCAAGAGGCUCGUCUCCGCAAUGCUGUCUACAUCCAAAACCCAUACGACAUGCCCAGGAACAGUCACAUCCCCUGUCACUAUGAUGUUCUCCCUGUAAGACACAGCCCAACGCAUGGGACACUUUGGGACAAGCAGUCUUAGAGGGCUGUGCGUGCUGCUGCUGCACUCAUAAACUUCGUUCCCCGAUGCAAUGACCGAAGAGAAGACAAUCCUUUCUGUUUUGUUCUGCUACAUGCUGGAUAAACAACAACACAACCCAAGGAACCCGAAGACGAGACUUGUAUUGGGCCAACUUCCUUCUGCAUGAAACACUUUCUUUUUACAAGACAGUUUUAUACCGAUCACAGGAGAAACCAAGAAAAACUGCUCUAUGUACAAACUGGGAGGGGGGGAAGGCUCCCAGAAGCAGUUUCUCAUGCAAGUCUAGUGUUGGACAAAGUGUAUCUUACUGACUUGACUUUGCUUUUUAAAUUGGAGGGGUGGGGGUGGAGGGGAGAAAAGAGACAAAGAUCCCUUGCUGUAAGUUCUUAGAGCUGUAUGUACUAUACUAUCACUUGCUGAAAAAGAGGGGUUUAAAAGAACUUUUAAAGACAAGACAGUAGAGGAGAAAUAAGCUCUGCAUUGAAGAACCACAGGAGGGAGCAGGGCUCAGGUUGCUUCUGCCAUCCUGGCUAGACAACGUGCUUGAGCUCAGCGUUCGUUUUGAGUGUGCACCUGCUAUUCUACAACUGUGUGUGGAAGAACCAAACUAUCUGGUGCUCAUGCACUUCCACUACUGCUUCAAAAAUGCUUCUUGCUUGCAGCGGUGGAGAGUGCCGAAGAGGUGAAUUUCAAGUAGAGAAGAAACGAGGGUACUCCCUUGAGGUGCUUCUGUUCUCAUACUUCAGCAUUCCACUUAAACAAGGUUCAGAGGCAGAGAGAUACUCAGCCACAUAAAGAAAUGCCAGAGGUGGCAGGAUAGGUGCAAACAUAGGAAACUGUUCUAUAUUGUAUCAGAACAUCUAGCUUGGUACAGUUGAUGGUGUCUGACUGCAGCUCUCUCCAGGGUUUCAGGAAAAGGUUUUCCCAGCCUACCUGGGGAUGCUGCUAGGGAUUGAACCUGGGACCUUCUGCAUGCCAAGCAGCUGUACUUAACACUGAUCUACGCCCUCCCUUCAAGCCAUGCCACCUAAUACAGUCAAAUCAACAACAUACAAUUUCCAGAAGAUUUUUUUUUUUGUACAGGCUCACUCCCCACCAGGCAACUGCUCAUUCUAUAUACAGUAUUUUGCUGUGAUGUUUCCUUUUGCGCAUAAGAUGCCAUGGCAGCAGACACAGAAAUUGUCACUGUUCAAAACUUCCAUUUUUUCCUCUAGAUUGUUUUGAGCGUGACCUAUUGUUGGGACUCAAUGUAUUUAUUUAUUUUUAGGGCACGUGCAAAGAGGGGUUGCAAAGAGGAGGCUGCUUCACCAGGAAAUACCAAUUUAACAGUAUUACAGUUCAGUAGGAACCAGAUAUGUGGGGGAAACGAAAGGAGUUUCUAGAAGAGGAUUGAGUAAAACGACAGGCCCAGGAAGACUUGGGUCUGCGAGAAUUCCCACACUCCAGCUAGCUGUAUUUUCCCAAAGAGGGUGGUGCAGUAAGCCAACACUGCUUAAUAAGGAACAUGCGCGUGCCAGGUGCGCAGUUACAUUAUAAAACAUGGCCAUGGGUGCUAUUUAUUUAUAACACUGUUCCUAGGAACACAGUGUGGAACGGCUGCAGCUCAGUGGUAAGAGUACUUGCUCCGCUUUCAGAAAGUCCCGGGUUCAGUCCCUGGCAUCUCCUGGUAUGGCUGGAAAUGUCCUGUGUCUGAAACUCUGGAGACUUGCUGCCAAUAUGUGUAGGCAAUACUGAACUAGGUGGCCAAUCAUCUGACUCAGAACAUGGCAGCUUCGCACACCCACAUUCUGAGAGCUUCAAGCAAGUCCCCAGCUGGAGUGGUAAUCUGAUAACAAAUAGUUCUUGUUGUAGAAAGACUUGUUGUAGUGGUAUCUGAAGAAGUGUGCAUGCACACGAAAGCUCAUACCAAGAACUAACUUAGUUGGUCUUUAAGGUGCUACUGGAAGGAUUUUUUUUUGUUUUGUAGAAAGACAGUUAGUGACCCACCACACUCAUUUAGGAAGUCUUCCUGUAAUAGCUAACAGGCUCCCCUUACGAAGACAAUUGCUUCUGAUUUUUGGAGAUGGGCAAUGCCGACGAGAUCCCUCUUUGUUGCCUUCAGUGUGUGAGCAAACUGUACGCUACCUGUCCGUGGCUGUAGGUAUGUGCUGGCAUGGAAACAGUGGGCAAAUUGCUGCCACUCAGUGGCAGAGCAUCUGCUUUGGUUGCAAAAUCCUAGGCUCAAGCAGCAGCAUCUCAGUCACCAGCAACUAGGAAAUACCUCUCUGAAACCCUGCAAAACCAGGGACUUCAGUAGAAGGCAAACCCCUAUGUCCCUAGUGCAAAAAUGCAGGACAUUACUCCUGAAGAAUGAACUUCCUAUUGGUGAUCACAGACGUACUGAUCUUCUACAUGCAAAAUGAAAUGGCAGACUCUUUCUAAGCCAGGCCCAAAUGCAUCUGAGGAGGAUGGAGUAGAUGUUAUUUGCACGUAAGGGGUAAAGUUGCCAGGAAGAGCUGCAGCCUAAGCAAACACACCGUUCUCUUAAAACUGAAGCACCUUUUGUUUUCAGUGUUCCUGAAUGCUUAUCUUUGGAACACAGUGGCCAAAAACGUCCCCUUUCAUGCUGAUUGGGCGGCUCGAAGGAUGCUGGAGACAGUGACCCAGCUGCAGAAAUAGUAAGGGGUCUUUGACCCUCUGUGACCUCAGACCACUACACCACUGAGGUACAGGAUUAGUUUCAGCCAAGUAGCAGACUUGGGUAGACUUGUUGCUGGGUGUAAAGCUCAGCUGAGUCAGUGCCAGACUUUAGCCCAAGAGUGGGGGACCUUAUUGAGGCUGAAAAGUUUUCUGAGGGCCACAGGGCAGUGGCAGACGUGGCCAGAUGUAAAAGUGUGCGGAGCAAUGAAUGUCAAUUUUGCCUUUGUGCCAUUGGCUAGAUUCUGCUCAGUCAUUCAUCUGGACAAGCAAGAGGCAUUACUCAAGUUCAAGGACACAUUCUAGCCAAGCAAUAAUAAUCUAGGUGGAAAACAGGGGCACCGAGGGUUCUGGGCCCUGGGGAGAGUGCUAAAGGCCAGGGGCAGAGGCCUACGUUUAGCCUAAGGUUCCCCACCCGUUCAGCCCAUUGACCUGUUCAACAUCCACCGGUAAGUUGAGAUAACUAAUGGCAGCUUAAUCCCUCUCUAGAAACAGCGAUGAAGUACUGAAGGCCUCUCUCUCCUAAAGCAGGGAGGGGGAUAUCUUACGAAACAGAGCAAGGAUGUUCUCCAGGAAGGAUGACACGAUUUAUCCACAGCACAGGAGGAAAUGUAGUUAUUUACCCGAAUGCUGCAUGUGUGCAUGAGGGGUGGGGGUGGGGUGGGGGAGGCAAAUGAGCCAUUUUACUUUCCAGGAAAGCCUUAUGCAGAUGACGAAAAGUAGCAGAACCUUAUUUUGUAGGGCCAGUGGGGAUAUAUAUUUUAAUUACGUGUAUAGAAAGAAAAAAGUCUUACCUCAGAGUUAAGCGAUGGGAAAAGUCCUCCAUGAAGGCUUUUUUUCAGACAGGGUAACUUCCCAACUGUGUUCACGUCUCACUCGGAAGUUAACACAUUUAACCCAGAUGGAGCGAGGAAACCGCUGCACAAAUUUGGAGGGACGUCAUCCUGCCUCUGCGCCGCAUCCUGGACUGUAAGCAACGCGUGUUGACUGGUGAAAUUGUCCCCACCGGUGGUUUGGGCACAAUGGAGGCAUAGAUGGGGGAAGGCAACCUAGUGCUACCCCAUCAGAGGGUGCAAGCUUUCAGAUCACACAACUCUCCCUCUAGUAGCCACAUGCGUCAUAUUGCUGCACAGUUGAGACUGCACCAGGUAGCUGAACGUCCUCUGGCUUUUAAAAAACUGGAUGGUUAAACCAAAUUGAGGGUUGGGGGGGAGGGAGAAGAAUAAUACUAAAUCCAGCAGGAGACAGUGAAAAGCAAAUCCAGUUCCACACACAAACACACACAUAUAUAUACAUAUAAAUAUUAUAUAUAUAUACAUACAUAUAUAUAUAUAUAUAUAGCAUUCCUUUAAAAAGGAAUCUAGACACUGUAAUGGCAAUACUUUUUUUAAAGCAAGACAGAUUUGUAAUAUUUGUUGACCGUAUGACGGUGGUCUACCUUGUAAAAAAUAAACUGAAUUUCUCUCAGCUGUGUA